Molecule: messenger RNA, 1098 nt
Organism: Plasmodium coatneyi
Lineage: Eukaryota; Apicomplexa; Aconoidasida; Haemosporida; Plasmodiidae
Product: KIR-like protein
Exons: 3
Source: RefSeq, a predicted model, not a curated record
AUGACAAAGGGACCAGAUUUGAAUCAAUUACCUUCGAAGAAGAAGUUCUAUGAUGUAUUCGAUUCGGCUACUAAGGGAAAAUGUGCAGGUACAUGCGAGAAUAGCGUAGAUGGAGCUUUAAAGACGUUAUCUUAUGGUGAUGAUUUCAAGAAAGAAAUUUGUGGUGCCUGCAAUAAGGCAUCUACAAUGAGUGUAGCAGAUGACCCCUAUAAUGAACGUUAUAAUUUCUUAUACUAUUGGAUAUGGCAGAAAGUGUUGGACAAACUGAACGGUGGUGCUUUCGACAGCAAAAUGGAGUUUUCCAUGAAGUCCCUCUGCUUAAAUAUGAAGAAUGAGUAUAAAGGUAAAAGUUAUGAGGUUAUUUGCACUGAAAACAUUGACAAAAAACUUCUCCUUCAGAGAAAAAAAGUACAUGAAUAUUCUUACGAUUACCGUACCAUGGAUGGUGGUAUACUGAUGGGUACGCCCAACUGUAAGGACGAAUGGUCUACUUACCGCAAGGAAGUUCUUGAAGCAUGUAGAAAAGUGGGUGAAGGUUGCAUGGUAACGCUAUUAAAUUCAAGUGAUUCCUAUUGUGACGACUUCAAUAGUAAGUACAGGGCACACUGCGAUACGUUGAAAUUGUUAGAAUUGUACUGUGAUGAACAUGCCGCAUGGACAACUGCAGAUAAAAAAAAUACGGAAUAUUCAGUUGCAAACGCAGAAUUACAGGCCGCACUCCCCAAGGUCACCACCACAGCAAGUAUUUCUUCCAUCUUUGGCACCUUAGGACUAACUGUUGCCCCUUUCCUCCUAUAUAAAUAUAAACCAUGGUCUUCUUGGUUUGGUAACCAUUUUGGACAUAACGGAGGAAGAAAAAGCAACAAAAGGAAGAGAAGGUCCACUGAGAGCACCUUUGAUGCAUUUACGGAAUACACAACAACAGAAGGUGCAUCAACCAUUGGUUCCACAAUAUGUGAUUUAUCAGGAGAAAAUUCCACAGUACGUUCCUCUGUAAACACAAGACCAUCUACCACCAUGAAUGAAAGAACAGGAAGGGCAGGAACAGGAACAAGUGCAAAUAAUAAUACUACAACAGGUCAUCACCAAAGAAUGAAU